CUUUCCUUCUUUCCUUCCUCCCUCUCUCCUUCCUCCCUCCCUCCCUCCCUCUUUCUUUUUCUGGAACUGGGCCUGUGAACCCGAAGCAUGAAGCUGCCCGAUGGGAUCUGCUGUUUCCUGCUCAUGGGCCUGUACAUUGACUUGGCUCAGAAUGGGCUGGCGGGAACCCUCAGCAGACAAUCCCGGAGGAGGGGCCACAGAGCCUUGAGGAAGGCCCCCUCCCUGAACCGCAGAGCCCACGGGCAGUCCGAGCCGCUGGUGGCGGCCACCCCAAAGCAACAGCUUCCUCUCCGGGCCCCCGAGGGCAGCGCUGUGGACCUGGUGGUCCCGCUGGCGAGCUCUCUGGGAGAAGAGUCGGGCUACAACGUCCUGCCAGGCAGGAAGGGCCGGUGCGCCUUCGGCGGGAUCGUGAUGUACGACGGAGCCGUGUGGUCUCCCGAGCCCUGCGUCACCUGCCUCUGCUCCGGCGGCACAGCCGUCUGUGACGAGGCCACGUGCCCGCCUCGCCGGUGCCCGCGGCCCGUCACCCCCGCGGGCGAAUGCUGCCCGCUCUGCCCCGACGCUGGUGGCAGCCCAGAACUUCCUGGGGAUGCUUUAACCCAGCGCCAGGAAGUGCUCCAGAGGAAGGAGCAGGAGGCCGGGGAAGAAGACCUCCGGCGACAAGGCAGAGAGAAGGUCCCGAAGAGGAAAGGCAAAGGGCGAAGGCCCCGGCCUCAGAGCCGCCUGGAGGAGAGGCCCCCGGGAGCGCGAGGAGAGCGGGCCACCCAGAUGAGCGCUGGCCCCAAGAGCCAAAGGCGCUGCCGCAGGGGGUCGGGGAGGAGGCGCAGAAACACUAGCCGAGAUAGGGGCGACAAGGAGGAGGACGACGACCACGACGACCACGACGACCACGAAGACCACGAAGACCAGGACCACUACUACGACCACGACCACAAUGACGACGACGACCACGAUGACGACCACGACCACAACGACGACCACGACGAUGACGACGACCAUUACGAGGUUCCCUAUUCCCCAGUGUCUGAGCCCGAUACAGAGGCCCCACCUGUGCCCAGGGCGUGCACCAUUUGGGAGCACGAGAUGAGCUGCACCAAUGCCAACCUCACCCAAGUGCCCAUCAUUUCAGACCCGGACUUAAGGAGCUUGGAGCUCAUCGGGAAUUCCAUCCGCCGCAUCCCGGACGGAGCAUUCCUGGGAACACCCAAUCUGGAAACGCUGGACCUGCGCAGAAACGCCAUCACUGCUUCUGGCAUCAGCCCCAACGUGUUCAAGCCCCUGAAGAAGCUGACGUGCCUGUAUCUGGACGGCAACGGCCUGGUGCGGCUGCCGCCGGCGCUGCCCUCGGGGCUCCUGGAGCUGAAAGUCAACGAGAACGCUCUGCGCUCCCUCGACGAAGACAGCCUGGCAGGGCUCAAGCACCUCGUCACCCUGGAGCUGGAGGGGAACGAGCUCAGCGAGUCCAACGUGAGUCCCUGGGCCUUCGGCCCGCUGCAGAGGCUGUCUUACCUGCGCCUGGGAAGGAAUCGCUUCCGGAUCAUCCCGCAGGGCCUGCCGACGUCCAUCGAGGAAUUAUACCUGGAGAGCAACCAGAUCGAAGAAAUCAAAGAAACGUCUUUCAACCAUACCCGAAAUAUCAACGUCAUCGUAUUAAGUCAUAAUAAGAUCGAAGAAAACAGGAUUGACCCUUUAGCAUGGAUCCACCACAAAAACCUGGAAUCUGUUGAUCUUUCCUACAACAAACUCUAUCACGUUCCCUCCUACCUACCCAAGUCCCUGCUGCACUUGGUGCUGGUCGGGAACCAGAUCGAGCGAAUCCCUGGCUAUGUCUUCGGCCACAUGAAGCCGGGCCUCGAGUACUUGUACCUCUCCUUCAACCGCCUGCGCGACGACGGCGUGCACCCCGUCUCGUUCUUCGGGGCCUACCACUCUUUGAGAGAGGUCUUCCUGGAUCACAAUGAACUGCAGGCUGUGCCCUUCGGGAUCUCGCGCAUGACGUCGCUGCAUCUUCUGAGACUCAACAACAACAAGAUUCGGAACGUUCUCCCGCAGCGAGUCUGCAGGGCCAAGGGCAGAGACUCUCCUCUGGAACAGCUGCAUCUCGAAAACAAUUACAUCCGCCUUCGAGACCUUCCGCUUCACCUGUUUUCCUGCCUGCGAUCGUAUGCCAGCAUCGUCCUGAGGCCACAGAAGGCCAAAUAGGAGCGGGGCUCCUGCCUCGGGUCCGACGUGAGCGUCUCUUUCUUGGGGCUCCAGAGCACCGUGGCCCCCGAGGGGCGGACGGCUCUUAGGGCGCCCCCCCAAGAGCAGGGGGCAGGGCAGCAGAAGCCCCAAGUCCUGCCAUACUCGGGCAGCCAUAGUUCACCAAAACCCACCCCACCCCAUCCAGUAAGGCGCCAGAGGGCUCGGGGGGGUCGGUCAUUCUGGGAUCCAGCACUCAUUAGCAGGUUCCCGUAAGGCCUAAAGGGUGGCCCGGGGUCUCCGCUGGACUCUGACCCCGCCAGGGCACAGAUGGAGGGAGCGUCUACACUGGCAGCCCCCAAGGCCCAGGAGAGCACAGGCUCCCGGGCCACUCUCGUGUCACAGCACUUUGUGGAAGCCACGUGGCGGUCCCCAGCGAGGCCCGGAGGGAGCAGACUCGGGCUUCCCUGCCGCCCCUAGGCCUGGGCGCCGGCAGAAGCCCACUGGUGCCUCCUCACCUGGGCCCCGAGGAGGCGGGUCCUCUUGGACUCUGCCCUCCCUUUCUUCCUCCUGCGGGAACCACCCACCCUUGUUUCUCCCCAUUAACGAGUGUAUGCUUUGGACAGCCCUGAAUUAUAACCUUUCUUCAUUUUC
Molecule: messenger RNA, 2835 nt
Organism: Monodelphis domestica (gray short-tailed opossum)
Lineage: Eukaryota; Metazoa; Chordata; Mammalia; Didelphimorphia; Didelphidae
Gene: ECM2
Product: extracellular matrix protein 2
Biological process (GO): extracellular matrix organization; positive regulation of cell-substrate adhesion
Cellular component (GO): extracellular matrix
Molecular function (GO): protein binding; collagen V binding; heparin binding
Source: RefSeq, a predicted model, not a curated record